Messenger RNA from Pogonomyrmex barbatus (red harvester ant), 2536 nucleotides. RefSeq names its product 2-acylglycerol O-acyltransferase 1-like. Gene Ontology annotation, molecular function: diacylglycerol O-acyltransferase activity. Gene Ontology annotation, biological process: triglyceride biosynthetic process. Gene Ontology annotation, cellular component: endoplasmic reticulum membrane. The record is from RefSeq and is a predicted model, not a curated record. NCBI's taxonomy places the organism in Eukaryota, Metazoa, Arthropoda, Insecta, Hymenoptera, Formicidae.
AAAUUUCUUAGUGAAUAGGAAAAAAGGAAAAAUAAAUAGGAAAAAAAUAUACUUGUAAGAUUUUUGAUUAAUCGAAUUAGUAUAACUGAUUUAUUUUACAAAAUCAAAGAAAAAAUUGUAGUUUGCAAUAUAUAAAAAUUUAUAUAUAUAAACAAAGGAUAGUGCACAAACUAAACUAAAAGAAUUGAGAUUUCUCUGAUUAAAUUUAAUACAAGAACUCAGCAAGGAAGAUGAAAAUUCUGGGCGUAAAAUUUGCACCAUUAAAUGUACCUCUGGAAAGAAGAUUGCAGACAUUGGCUGUAGCGAUAUGGACCUUUGUCAUCGUUUUCGGUGAUUUUUUGGGAUAUAUUAUCAUGAUUUAUCUACUAUUCUACACAAAAUUGAUACGCUACUUUAUGGUACUGUAUUUAUUUUGGAUGUAUUAUGAUUGGGACACUUACAAUCAUGGCGGUAGAAGUGACUUGUGGACAAGAGCGGUGAAAAACAACGUAUUUUGGCGUUAUUUUUGCAAUUAUUUUCCGAUAAAAUUGGUGAAGACAGUUGAUCUAGAUCCCAAAAAAUCUUAUUUAUUUAUUUGUAUACCUCAUGGUAUUUUAUCUAUAGGAGUGAUAGGUUCAUUCUCAACAGACGUAUUAAACUGCAAAAAUAUAUUUCCUGGACUAAAAAUGAACGUAAUCACGCUUGAUCAACAUUUUAAAACACCUCUAAUCAGAGAAUAUUUUUAUUCUACCGGUUUUUGCGCUUCUAACGCGAGAAGUAUAACGUAUUUACUAUCGACACCACCAAAAAGCCCGUAUACGGGAAGAGCUACGAUUCUCAUCGCUGGUGGUGUUUCCGAAUCGAUGGAAUCGGUGCCAAAUACUUAUCGUACUAAUAAAAAAAGGAAGGGUUUCGUGAAAUUAGCAUUAAAAUACGGCACAUCAUUAGUUCCUGUUUUAUCUUUUGGUGAAACGGACUUAUACAAUCAGUUAUAUCAUCCAAAAGGAUCGACUUUCAGACGAAUACAGAACUACAUUCGCAGUUUUAUUGGAUUAGCACCCGUCAUUUUCUCAGGCAGAGGAUUUUUUCAGUAUUCCUUUGGUCUUAUUCCGAAGCGAGUACCUAUUACUGUAGUCGUUGGUAGUCCUAUUAAGCUGCCGAAAAUAGCAGAACCCACGGGACAGCAAAUUGAUGAAUAUCAUAAAAAAUUUCUGAAAUGUUUAGUUGAACUCUUUGAAACACAAAAAUACAAUUAUAUAAAAAAUGCAGAAAAAGUUUCUCUGGAAUUGAAUAUAGAAACGAGAGUCUGUGGCCUGGCGCUAUACCAAAAAGAAAAGUGCAAUCCGAAAUUCUGCAUUUGCCCGAGACAGUUGUGGCAAUCUACAGAAUUUGACAUAAAAAAUUUUGUAAGAAACAUGGAAAUUUUGGGCGUGAAAUUUGCACCGUUAAAUGUACCUUUGCAAAGAAGACUGCAGACAUUGGCCGCCGCGAUAUGGAUUUUUGUUUCCGCUUUCGGUGAUAUUUGGGGAUACCUAAUCACGGCCUAUCUUCUACUCUACACCGAAACAAUACGUUAUUUCCUGCUAUUAUAUUUUCUCUGGAUGUACUAUGAUUGGGAUACAUGUCAUUCUGGUGGUCGAAGUGAAAUAUGGACAAGAGCGACAAGAAACAAUGCAUUUUGGCGUUAUUUUUGCGAUUAUUUUCCGAUAAAAUUAGUAAAGACGGUUGAUCUAGAUCCCAAAAAAUCUUAUUUAUUUAUUUGUGUACCUCAUGGUGUUUUAUCGGUGGGGGUAAUGGGUUCAUUCGCAACAGAUGCAUUGAAUUGCAAGAAACUAUUUCCCGGACUGGAAAUACGCCCAAUUACGCUCGAUCAGCACUUUAAAAUACCUUUAUUCAGAGAAUAUGCUUAUUCUAUGGGUUCCUGUGCUUCUAGCAAAAGAAGUAUUAAAUACUUAUUAUCAGCACCUCCAGAAAGUCCCAAUACUGGAAGGGCUACUGUUCUCAUCGUCGGAGGUGCUUCCGAAUCAAUGGAAUCGACACCGGGCACUUAUCGUAUUGUUGUAAAAAGAAGAAAGGGUUUUGUGAAAUUAGCAUUAAAACACGGUGCGCCGUUGGUUCCUGUGUUUUCUUUUGGCGAAACGGAUUUAUUUAAUCAAAUAUAUCGUCCAGAAGGAUCGACUUUUAGGCGAAUACAGAACUAUAUUCGCAAUUUAAUUGGAUUAGCACCCAUCGUUUUUUCGGGUAGAGGAUUCUUUCAGUAUUCGUUUGGUCUUAUUCCGAAGCGGUUACCUGUUACUGUAGUCGUUGGAAAUCCUAUUGAAUUGCCGAAAAUAGAGGAACCUACGACUGAACAGAUCAACGAAUAUCACGAAAAAUUUACAAAAGGUUUAAUCGAUCUCUUUGAAACACAAAAGCACAAUUAUUUAAACAAUGCCGAAAAUAUUACUCUCGAACUAUAAUCGAUUAAAUGAUACAAUAUAAAAUAUAAAUUUAUUAUUUUUUUGAAAUAUUUUUAUUAAAAAGAUUAUUACUUUCUUAAAGAUACAGAAAGAUUUCA